AUGGAAAGCUGUAGAUUAUUUGACAAUAUCUAUAAUAUUCUAAAGAUAAACAAAAAAGUGGUCUUUUGCUGGAAUAUAUUUAAUUGCGUAGAUUAUUAUUCUGAAAUCAAUAAAUAUGACAUUUAUGAUUUCGAAUCCACAAUUCCUCCUGAAGGAAAUAUUAAAUAUACUAAGCAUAUAAUAGCUCGUUUACCACUUUUGGAAGAAAAUAUUGAAUUUGGAAAAGAAAAUAUAUACAAACCACAAGUUAUAGAUGAGAAUUCUAAUCUUAAUUUUAAACAAGAUCUAAAGUUACUUGACUAUAAUAUAUAUAAUAGAUAUAGAUCUCCCGAAACAGAUAUAUCUAGUACUCGUAGUAUAGAUUUUGUAGAAGAUUUAAUCGGUAAUUGGAUAUUAGAUAAUGAACUUUCUGAAGAUUUAGGACCACUUCUAACUUUUUUAGGAGUAGGUAUAAUGAAGAGAAAAAUUGCUAAUAAUGGAAAUUUUAUUUUGAAGGUGGUAAGAAAACAUGAAACUAUUUUGGAAAUAAUUUUACAACCAUUCCUUGGCCCAAGUCAAGUAAUGACAUGGAACCUAACUGGAGAAGAAUAUUAUGAAAAAAAUAGUGAAGUUGGAUUUUGGAAGAAUAAAAUAAAAAUAGUAAAGUUUAAGCAUCAAAGGACAAAUGGAAUAGAGGUAUAUGCUUUACAAGCUAUUAGAACUAAUGAAAAAAUUAAUAGUUCAUUAAUAGAAACUAGAUGGUGUCAACCACAUCCAUUAUAUAAAAAAAUUAAAUAUAUUAGAUAUCAGUAA
Cryptosporidium muris RN66 is the source of this 792-nucleotide messenger RNA. RefSeq lists its product as uncharacterized. Bases 1 to 792 code for a protein of 263 amino acids. NCBI's taxonomy places the organism in Eukaryota, Apicomplexa, Conoidasida, Eucoccidiorida, Cryptosporidiidae. The transcript is spliced from 3 exons. The record is from RefSeq and is a predicted model, not a curated record.